Messenger RNA from Arvicola amphibius (Eurasian water vole), 972 nucleotides. It is a transcript of the gene Il27, whose product is annotated as interleukin 27. Gene Ontology annotation, molecular function: interleukin-27 receptor binding. NCBI's taxonomy places the organism in Eukaryota, Metazoa, Chordata, Mammalia, Rodentia, Cricetidae. Gene Ontology annotation, biological process: regulation of T cell proliferation; regulation of T-helper 1 cell differentiation. The record is from RefSeq and is a predicted model, not a curated record.
AUGAUACCGUGGUCUCGAGAUUGGUCUCCUUCAGCCCUGACACUUGGUUACAGAUACCUGAAUGCCAGCUCUCGGUGCAUCAUCAAACUAGUCCCUGCCAGCCCCACACAGACUCAUUCCUCAAUAUGGAGCUAUGACUUCCCGCACACUCUUCAGCCAUCUGGUAAACCAAAUGAGGGUAUGGAUGAGUCAACCCCACCAAGUCCCCUCUUAUGGGUAAUUCCCUUACCUGGCCAUCUGUCAUUCACGGGACAAUGGGAGUGGCAAUGGCCCCUGGAUGCUAGUGGCAGGCUCAGCAUGCUGCUGCUACCCUUGCUUCUGGUACAAGCUGGUGCCUGGGGGUUCCCAACAGGCCCCCUGAGCCUGCAGGAGCUGCGCAGGGCAUUCACAGCCAGCCUGCACCUUGCCAGGAAGCUGCUCUCUGAGGUUCAGAGCUAUGUCCACAGCUUUGCUGAAUCUCGGUUGCCAGGAUGUACCUGGACUCUCCUGCCCCUGGGACAUCAUCUCCCCAAUGCUUUCCCUGACCUCCAGGCAUGGCGUCACCUCUCUGUGAGUGAAGGGCAGGGAGUGGGGAAACUGGCAGUAAGGCCUGGUACACAGGACAAGGGUUUUAACUCCGAGACAGAAGGUGCAGUGUGGGCCAUGAGGCUGGAUCUCCGGGACCGUGUGUACAGGCACUUCCGCUUCCAGGUGCUGGCUGCAGGUUUUAACUGCUCUGAGGAGGAGGAAGACAAAGAGGAAGAGGAAGAAGGGAAGGAGCUGCUCCUAGGGGCUCUGGAUGGCCCCAAACAGGUGUCAUUCCAAGUGUCCUGGCCACAGCUGCUCUAUACCUACCAGCUCCUACACUCCCUGGAGCUUGUCCUCUCUCGGGCUGUUCGGGACCUGCUGCUGUUGACCAUGCCCCAGGACCCAGGCCCGGCCUGGGAUUCCUAACACCUGGCUUCCAGCCCUAUGGAGUGACUUUUCGGCUCU